UGUGUGGAUGGGGAGGAGGGAGAGAGUGCCUAGCUGCCCUCGCUGUUCUUGCCCAUACAGGUGUGCAUAAAUUGAAGGAAUGCCAGACUGAGUCACGGGAGCCUCCCCUCCCCGUCUACCUGAGCUGGAAUAAAACUGUCCCUUUCUGGAAAAAGGAUCCCACUACAGCUAUCCUCACCUCACCCUCUCUCCUCCUCUCCUUACACCGCUGGUGAGAGAGACAGGCAGAGGGAGUAACUCCUAAGAGAAAGAGGAGGAAAAGAAGUCAAUAUUUGAUCAGAGGGGACAGAGAGCCCUGCAAAGUUAUGUCAAGUUCAUGAGCUGCCUGCCUGCCCUGUGGAUUUAAACUUGGCAACUGAAUGGAAGAGAGAGAAAGGGGACCAAAGAAAUAAAAUAAACAGGCUAAGUGUGGAAGUCUGCUGGUGGCAGUGAAGCAGUGAAAUUCCCCUUUUGCCUUCAGAAGAAUUUCUUGGCUUGCUGUGUGGGUGACUGCUGUUUGAAUUGUUGCAGAGGAUUUGGACUUUGAAUCAGACAAAGCACUAAUGAGGAGGAAGAGGAUGGAUGUGCUGCUCCAAAGGACAUGGGCCGGGCUGCUCCUGUUGGUCAUGGUCUGUGACGUAUGCCUGUGCCAAAAAAACAGAAUUAAUCGCUGCGUGGCCUCCAGAGCAAGCAGCUGCACAGAGUGUAUCCGAGUAAGCAAGGACUGCUCCUACUGCACGGACGAGACCUUCAAAGAAUCCCGAUGUGACCUGAGAGAGAACCUGGUGAGCUAUGGCUGCAGCGGGGCCAGCAUUGUGUACGUGAGAGGAGAGAUGCUGGUGCAGCAGAAUUUUAGCAUCGACACGUCUCUGAAGAAAACCCAGGUGUCCCCACAGCGGAUGUCCAUGCGGCUGAGAGCUGGGGAGGAGGCCAGCUUCAACAUAGACGUCUUCCAGCCCCUCGAGAGCCCUGUGGAUCUCUACAUCCUUAUGGACUUCUCCUACUCCAUGUCUGACGACUUGAACAACCUCAAAGAGAUGGGCCAGAAGCUAGCGGGAUUCCUGCAAGACCUUACCUCCAAUUACACCAUCGGAUUUGGAAAGUUUGUGGACAAAGUCUCGGCUCCACAAACAGACAUGAGACCUGAGAAGCUACGAGAGCCCUGGAGGGACGCCGACUCGCCCUUCUCCUUCAAGAACGUCAUCCGCCUGACCAGCAACAUCCAUCAUUUCAGCCAGGAGCUGAUGAAAGAGCGCAUUUCCGGCAACCUGGACGCCCCGGAGGGGGGCUUUGAUGCCAUCCUGCAGACGGCUGUUUGCAAGGAGAAAAUCGGCUGGCGGACCGACAGCACUCACCUGCUGGUGUUCUCCACUGAGUCCGCCUUCCACUAUGAAGCUGACGGCACCAACGUCCUGUCAGGGAUCCUGCCAAGGAAUGAUGAGCAGUGUCACCUGAACCGAGCGGGCACCUACACCUACGACACCAAGCAGGACUACCCCUCUGUGCCCACCCUGGUGCGCCUGCUGGGCCAGCACAACAUCAUCCCGAUCUUCGCCGUCACCAACCACUCCUACAGCUAUUACGAGAAGCUGCACAAGUAUUUCCCCAUCUCGGAAAUCGGGUUGCUGCAGGAAGACUCCUCCAAUAUCGUGGAGCUGAUUCGCAUGGCUUUCGAGCGUAUCCGUUCCAAGAUGGACAUCCGGGCUGACUCAGUCCCUAAGUCCAUGAAGACAGAAUUUACCUCCUUGAAAUAUAAAAAGACAGAGUCUGGGUCGUUCCAUGUCACCCGAGGGGAAGUGGGCAGCUUCAAGGUUCGCGUGAAAGCUCAUGAGUACGUGGGCGGGGAGCACGUCUGCAACCUCCCCAAGAAAGAGCAGCAGGGGAUAAUCCACGUGAAACCCUCCUCUUUGAGUGACAGCCUGAAAAUUGACGCCUCCGUCAUCUGUGAUGUCUGCCCCUGCGAACAGCAAAAGAUGGUUAGAGCGGCCAUGUGCAGUUCCAACGGGGACUUAGUCUGUGGGCAGUGCGUCUGCUACCCGGGAUGGCGAGGGGACAUGUGUGACUGUUCCACAGCCUCUUCCAGUGACAACCAGGCCUGCAUCCGCCCUGGAGACUCAGAGCCCUGCUCAGGGCGGGGCGAGUGCCUCUGUGGGAAAUGCCAGUGCUAUUCUGAGGACCUGACCCAGCGCUACGAGGGUGACUUCUGCCAGUUUGACAACUUACAGUGCCCGCGGACCUCCGGCUUCCUCUGCAAUGAUCGUGGUCGCUGCUACAUGGGUCAGUGUGCAUGUGAAAGUGGCUGGGGGGGCCCUGGCUGUGAAUGCCCCACAAGCAAUGACACCUGCAUCGACAGCAAAGGGGGCAUCUGCAAUGGCCGUGGGAGAUGUGAAUGCGGCAGGUGCAUCUGCGACAAUCCUUCUCGGUUCACUGACCUCACCUGUGAAAUCAGCUACUCCCUGGCCGUGCUGGGGAUUUGCGAAGACAUUCGAAGCUGCGUCCAGUGUCAGGCCUGGGGGACCGGGGAGAAGAAGGGGCAGAAAUGCAAGGACUGCUCUUUCAAGAUCCAGAUGGUGGAUGAACUGCAAAAAGAGAAGGAGGUGAACGAGUACUGCUCGUUCCAGGACGAGGAGGACGACUGCACGUACCGCUACACCCUGGACGGAGAUCCCGGCACACUGCACAACAACACCAUCCUGAUGCAGAAGAAGAAAGAGUGCCCACCAGGAAGCUUCCUGUGGCUCAUCCCCCUGCUCAUUUUCCUGAUGUUACUCCUGGGGUUGCUGCUGCUGCUGUGCUGGAAGUACUGCGCUUGCUGCAAGGCUUGCCUGGCCCUGCUGCCCUGCUGUGCACGAGGCCGCACUGUCGGGUUCAAAGAGGAUCACUACAUGCUGCGGCAGAGCCUCAUGGCUUCAGACCACCUGGACACCCCCAUGGUGCGCAGCGGCUCCCUGAAGGGCAGGGACACCGUCCGCUGGAAGAUCAACAACAAUGUCCACAAGCCGGGCUUCUCCUCCCACACCACCACAAACCCCAAGGAGCUGAUUCCUUACAGCAUCUCGCUGAGACUGGCCAGGCUUUUCACCCAGAACCUCAUGAAACCGGACAGCCGGGAAUGUGAGCAGCUGCGCAAGGAGGUGGAGGAGAACCUGAACGAUGUUUACAAGCACAUUUCCGGUGUCCACAAACUCCAGCAGACCAAGUUCAGGUUGCAGCCCAAUGCUGGGAAAAGGCAGGACCACACGAUUGUGGACACAGUGCUCACCGCUCCCCUUUCGGCCAAGACGGAGAUCGUGAAAGUGACGGAGAAACACGUCUCUCAGGAGGCUUUCAAUGAGCUGAAGGUGACUCCGGGUUACUAUACAGUGACUUCUGACCAAGAUGCCCACGGGAUGGUGGAGUUCCAGGAAGGUGUGGAGCUGGUGGACGUCCGGGUCCCACUCUUCAUCAGGGAAGAAGACGACGAUGAGAAGCAGUUGCAGGUGGAGGCGAUGGAGGUCCCCAUGGGGACAGCGGCGAUUGGACGCAGGCUCGUCAAUAUCACCAUCAUCAAAGAGCAAGCCAGCAGCAUCAUCACCUUUCUGCAGCCAGCCUACUCUCACAGCCGCUUCGACCAGGUGGCCAGAAUCCCUGUGCGUCGGGAGAUCAUGGAAAACGGAAAAUCCCAGAUCACCUACAGAACUCGCGAUCUCACCGCGAAGCAUGGCAAGGACUACGUCUUCGCAGAGGGCGACUUGGUCUUCCAGCCUGGGGAGAUGCAGAAGGAGGUGCAGGUGGAGCUGCUGGAGCUGACCGAGAUCGAUGCCCUUCUGCAGAACCGCCAGCUCAAACAGUUUGCCGUGGAUCUGCUCAACCCCAAGUACGGCGCCAAGAUCGGCAAAUACCCGCAGACCACGGUGACCAUCACUGACCCAGAGGUUGUGGAUGGCAUACAGAUCCCAAUUGGCCUAGGCCAGUUCCCUCAGUCUCCCAGAGGCAAGCUGGGUGCACCGCUCAAUCCGAACGCCCAAGCUCUAAGCUCCAGGAAAAUCCGCUUCAACUGGUUACCACCGCCUGGCAAACCCACAGGGUACCAGGUGAAGUACUGGAUCCAAGGGGACCCUGAGUCGGAGGCCAGGCUGAUCAAUUCCACAGUGCCAUCAGCAGAGCUGAAUAACCUAUACCCCUACUGUGACUAUGAGAUGCAGGUCUGCGCCUACAGCAACAUGGGCGAGGGGCCCUACUCGGAUAUCACCCACUGCCGCACCCUGGAGGACGUUCCCAGCGAACCUGGGCGUCUGGCUUUCAACGUCGUCUCUUCCACUGUGACUCAGCUGAGCUGGGCUGAGCCUGCCGAGACCAACGGGGAGAUCACAGCCUACGAAGUCAGCUACGGACUUGUCAAUGAGGACAAUGUUCCCUUUGGGCCCAUGAAGAAAGUUCUGGUUGAGGAGGCGAAGAAGCGCAUGGUUCUGAUUGAAAACCUGCGGGAGUCGCAGCCGUACCGCUACACGGUGAAGGCCAAGAAUGGAGCCGGCUGGGGGCCUGAGCGAGAAGCUACAAUCAACCUCGCCACGCAGCCCAGGCGCCCAAUGUCCAUUCCCAUCAUCCCCGACAUCCCAAUCAUCGAUGCCGAGGGCGGCGAAGACUACGACAGCUACUUGAUGUACAGCGCGGACGUGAUGCGCUCCCCGUCCGGCAGCAAGCGCCCCAGCGUCUCCGACGACUCCGGCUCCAGGUGGAAAUAUGUGCAGCUGCUGGGGGAGGACUUGGACCUUCGCCGCAUCACCUGGAGGCUCCCAGCCGAAAUGAUCCCCCGCCUCUCUAGCAGCAGCUGCUUCUCCUCGGACACCGAGGGUCUCCUCCACGAGGAUAGCUCCCAUUCUGAGCUGUUGGAGAGCGACACAGCCAGCGGCAGCCUGACGAGGAGCGCAACGCCCCGGCCCCAACCAGAGCAUCUGCCGAAUGGCCGGAUGGAUUUCACCUUCCCCGGCAGUGGGGGCACCCUGAACAGGACCUUGAAUGCUAGCUAUAACCAGCUGACCUCACACAUGCACCAGGAGAGGAGGCUGAUGGGCAGCUCGUCUCUGACCAGAGAUUACAGCACAAUGACCUCAGGAUAUGACCAGCCAGGGAGGAUUCUCCCUUCCAUACGUGAAGAUGGUGGCAGGAUGGCCCUGCUGCCCCAAGACGUAGGUGUCAGGAGCAGGGCAAAGGUGAAGGGUUCCUACGCCAGCAAUGGCUUUCGGGAUUCUAUAAUCAUGACUGAUGGGCCCACUGGGAUUGCCAAGUAUAUAGAUUCCAGAAUGGCCCUGGGCGUCCCUGACACUCCCACCCGCCUGGUGUUCUCUGCGCUGGGGCCCACCUCCCUGAAAGUCAGCUGGCAGGAGCCGCAGUGCGAGAAAGAGGUGCAAGGCUACAGCGUGCAGUACCAGCUCCUCAGUGGAGGAGACGUGUACAGACUGAGCAUCCCCAACCCCACUCACAACUCGGUGGUGGUGGACAACCUGCUGCCAAACCACUCCUACAUAUUCAAGGUGAAGGCCCAAAGCGAGGAGGGCUGGGGCCCCGAGAGAGAGGGCGUCAUCACCAUUGAGUCCCAGGUGGACCCGCAGAGCCCGCUGAGUCCUGUACCAGGUUCACCGUUUACAUUGAGCACCCCCAGUGCACCAGGACCCCUGGUGUUCACUGCCCUGAGCCCGGACUCGCUUCAGCUCAGCUGGGAGAGACCCCGCAAACCCAACGGGGCCAUUCUGGGCUACAUGGUCACCUGCGAGAUGCUGCAUGGAGGAGGGGAACCCAGGAAUAUCUAUGUGGAGGGGGACAACCCAGAAACCUCCCUGACAGUGCCCUACCUGAGCGAGAACAUCCCCUACAAGUUCAAAGUGCAAGCCAAGACCACCCAAGGGUUUGGGCCAGAAAGAGAGGGCAUCAUCACCAUUGAGUCUCAAGAUGGAGGAGCUUUCUCACAGUUCGGAGGGCAGCAAUACAUGAGAGAGGAAGUGUACAACCUCCCCGCGGAAUACAACACCACCAUCAGCCACUCCUCUCUGGAGCCCUACUACACAGAUGGCAUGUUGAUGACCACCCAGCGGGUGGAGAGCAGUGGCACCCUCACCAAGCAGGUCACCAAAGAGUUCGUCAGUAGGACCAUGAUGUCCAGCGGAACACUCACCAAACAGAUGGAGACACAGUUCUUCGAAGACUGAGCUGGGGAGAGGCUGCCAAAGGGGUGUGCGUGUUCAAACUGCAGAGCUUUUCAGGCAGGCUCAUGCUAUGGUCAGCUUCCAGGCUCUGGGCCGCUGUGCCCACCUAAUCUCACCUGGGCAUAGAACUGCAGUGGCACUUGACACACUGGUCAUUCCUUUGAAGCCCACCGCCGUGGAGGCGGCAAGAAUAUAUAUAUAUAUAUAAUAUAUAAAUGGAGAUAUCCUAUCUCCUAGAACUGGAAGGGACCUUGAAAGGUCAUCGCAUCCAGCCCCCUGCCUUCACUAGCAGGACCAAGUACUGAUUUUGCCCCAGAUCCCUAAGUGGCCCCCUCAAGGAUUGAACUCACAACCCUGGGUUUAGUAGGCCAAUGCUCAAACCACUGAGCUGUCUCCCCCUCCUCCCCAAGUCAGCGGAUGGGGUGGCAAGUGUGUGAUUGGCAUUUGGAGCGCUCCGUUUCUGGGCUGGCCGGCCUAGGAUCUCCACUGAGUGGUCUGUCACAGAGGCUUCUCAGUGCAGGGUCAUUGGCCAGCCGUUUGUGGAGUCCCGUGUAGUAUAAGCCUUACCUGCUGACUUUGUGUGUAUGUGCUGCCUACCCACUCUCACAUGGCUGGCCUCCUGCUGGGAGUCUGACUGCACUGGGCUUUGGUUUGUAUUUAAAUAUCCAGCUCCCCCUCUGUCUUGUGUGCUACCUGUCAUGCAUGGUCACUUUUUUAUUUUUCCAACCUGCUGUCUCAGCCCUGCUUUUCCCCCCUGUUCAUUUCACCAGUGGGAGGCAACUCCAUUGUGCUCUACAAAUGUGCACAGUUCCAUUGUUUAUGAGCAUGUGUUGCAAUGUAGAUGGUCAGGGUAAUCGCUGCAUGCCUACCGCACCUGUUUGUGUAAAGCCCCCUGCUGCUAAUGUGUGGUACUGCAGUAACAAAUUAUAGCCUUAAUUUGCAUAGCAUUACCCACAAUGCUCUAUGAUGCAAUUUUGCUGAACUCUUGUAUAGUUUUCCUCGUAUAUAUAAAUAUAUUUUAUUAUUUUAUAAAGAAACCUAGGUAAAUGAGAGCUACCAUGAGCAUUAAAGACACACAGCUUUUGGGAAACAUUUGUAAUAGCAGAGACUGGUUAAGGAGCCUGAUACAAAGCCAAUGGGAAAACGCCCAGUGACUUCAAUGGGCUUUAGAUCAGUACCCAAAUCCUCCACUGUUGCUUUCUGCAAUACAGCAACCCAACCUCCUACAGCAUCCCAGAUCGAGGAGCUUGUGUACUGCAUAGCAUACAACAGUCCAGUCUUACUGUAGCUACUGCAUACUCUUGGGCGAAGGCCAAGUAAAGCCUGGAGGACUACAAGGGAAGAAUCAGAAUUGCUAGUUCAGUGGCGUAGGAUCGGAAGAAAUGUACUAUAAACGGGUAAUAAUUUUGUUUUCUUGAAAGACCAACUUGGUUAUAAACCUAAGACCCCAAAUCCUUAUUGGUGUCACUUUCCCCACAGUGGAGCUUUAGUGCAGCUUAGGCAGAUAACAUUGUGUGACUUGUAAAGGCCUUUGAUCCCCUGCCCAAAAUACUCCCUGUAGUGUAUUACAUUCCACUGUUACCCAGUAACUACAAGGUGAUGGCAGAGAGAGAAGUGGGGGCGGGACAGUCGCUCUCCUUUAGAGUGGACGAACUGUUAGCCUCAGCCACGUCAUUCUUUCCCCAGCAUCAGCCAUUCUCAGACCACAUUGGGGCCAAGAACUGUGCUGGAACCCUGCCGUGCGUGGCUACCAUUUGGUGGCAAGGCUGCGGCUGCGUGAACCAAGUCACUCCCACGGUCCUGCUACCUAAGGCUCAGGGUAGUAGGGGCUAUCGUGCGUCUGACCGUUGUCCAGUGAUCCUUUACUAGAGUUAUUGCCGUGUGUCUAGCUUCUGGGUCGAUGAGGCAUCCUAGCAUCUUGCCAUGCCCUUUGCUGAGUUCCCUCCCUGCUACUUCCCAACCCAGUGGUGCUGGAAUCUCUGUAUGUUCACUUUCCCUAGGGGAGCUUUGCCUUUCUGUCCCACACGCCUCUGCAAACACUGCACUAAGUUAUGCCAGCGGGGUGACUCGUUUGUAUGUUUCACUUCCCAACCCUCUCCCCGAGGGGGUGUCUUUGAAGCGAGCGUUUCUGAUCAUAAUGUACAGUACUAACUGCAGGGCUUGUGUGCCCAGUUCUGUAGCCACACGUCCAACCCAGCUGUGCUGAUGUUUAAUAUGGCUAUUAACCUAAAGACUUAAGGGAAGAUUUGCAAAGGCCCCAAGGGCAGUUAAGUACCCAACUCCCAUAGGAAGUCGGUGGGAAUUGGGCAGCUCCUAUUUAUGCCUUUGAAAAUCUCCCCCUAAGCCCCUCCAGGCCGUUGCACAGCGUUAGCUGGCUGAACAGGAGCUGAGGCAGCGUGGGCCAAAAGCUAGAGCUGUGGAGUGGGAGGCAAAACCCCUAGGGGGUUCUAGCCCUGGCUGCACCACUGACUCCUUCCCUGAGCUUGGGCAAGACCCUUAACACCCUGGUGCCAUGUGGCACAUCUGUCAGAUGGGGAUGGUAGGACCCACCUUUGAAACCCACCAAUGAGAAAUGCUCUUGAAUUGCCUCUUGUUUGACAUUUGGGUCUGAAGGGGUCUGAGCGUGGACUGGUUCAACUUCACCCUCAGCCGACUAGCAGGUGAGCUGCUCAUGAGCAUUUGGGAAACUGUUCCUAGUAAGAACGGCAGCUCCCACCUUUCAUGGGUAAGGCCAGUUUUCAAAGGCCGCGGAACAAAAACAAUAGCUGCCCUUAUUCCCUGGAGGUGGCGUUGGUUUUAUUGAAGCGGACUAUGGAACUUCUCUGCCAUUCCUUGAGAACCAGAGAGAGCUCCCAGGACAGACCAUUUCAAUCAUGACCAUCCUGUCCUAAACCUAGGUGGGAACUGGGGCUAGUUUACUUUUUGAUCUAAAUACAAGAAGCCUGGUCUGUUACAAAUUAAACCAAAUGUGGUUUUACAUAGCCCAUUAGAAAUAUUUAGUUACUGAAUGAAUGUCCAGUUGGCCUUAUAUUUCAGUUCCUGGCUUCCAGGGCUCUCGGCGACUACUUUUUUCCUAGACAUGGACGUAUUUUCAGCUAAAAUGGCACUUCACCAAAGCCACACCACGUUGACUGUAGCCUCCCGUCGCUGUGCAUCACAGUGCUUUGUACUGUAGUUAUAACACACUGAUUCGCUGCCACAGGAGAGUUCAUACAAUAAUUGUAACCAAAGCGUUAAUUAAGUUAUCUGGGGCAGAAUGCAGCCUGGUGGCUGAUCCCAAUUCUAACAACCUGCCCUUUUAAAAAGGUCCGUAUGGAAGAGCCACAAUAGAACAUAUCUCAUGAAAGCUACAAAAAAGUGGUUAAGUACAAUUGUUGGCACAUGAAUACUUCCCGUGUGUACCAAGGAAGAAUUUGUCCACAGGUGUUCUGGACCACAUGGCUUUAUAUUGCACUUAAUAAACAAUUUUCUCUAUA
Molecule: messenger RNA, 9637 nt
Organism: Trachemys scripta elegans
Lineage: Eukaryota; Metazoa; Chordata; Testudines; Emydidae
Gene: ITGB4
Product: integrin subunit beta 4
Exons: 41
Coding region: 543-6164 (1873 amino acids)
Biological process (GO): cell communication; cell migration; integrin-mediated signaling pathway
Cellular component (GO): membrane; focal adhesion; integrin complex
Molecular function (GO): integrin binding
Source: RefSeq, a predicted model, not a curated record